AAGGUAUAGGGCUGGAGAGGUGACUCUGAUUAGGAGCACUAGGUGCCCUUCCAGAGGCCCCCGGUUCUGUUCCCAGCAGCUACAUGGUAGCUCACAACUGUCUGUAGCUCCAGUUCCAGGAGAUCUGACACCCUCAGACAUACACAGAUGCAGGUAGAGCACUAUGCCCAUAAAGUAGCUAAACAAAUCUUUAAAAAGACAUAAGAUGACAUUGAUUUUAAUUUGCAUUAGGAGAAACACACACACAUAUUGUGCUUGGAGAACAAGUUCAAUACAUACAAACGUUUUUCUUUUUUUGAUACAGGGUCUUGAUAUGUAGUUCCAGCUGUCCUUGCAUGCACUGUUAUAUAACACAGACCUUGAACUCACAGAGAUCUGCCUGCCUCUGCCUCCCAAGUGCUGGGAGUAAAGGUGUGGGCCACCAAGCCCAGCAUCCAAAUUUAUCAUAUAUUAGCAUGAUGGUUUAGAUGAAAAAAAAUGGAAAUCAGAAUAUUACAUGAAGGUUUUGGUGAGUAUUGCAGAAAAAUCAUGGAAAAAUAACCUUGUAUUUUUGAAAAAAGUAUUUAUUUCAACACACACACACACACACACACACACACAAUGUACAUGAGGGUAGGAAAGAAAUCUGGCUUAGGUUUGGUAAUAGAUUUGAUUCUUUGGUUCUUUCUCAAGUGUUUCUUCUGGACAGUUAGCAUUUAUAAUUUUUUAUUAGAAAGCUUUAGGGCUAUAUAAAAGUUUUAAAUUCUGGAGGAGUGGAAGAUUAGACUUCUGCAUAGGGAGUUAAAAUUUUACUCUUUCUGUACAGAUAGACAAUCUUAUAAUUAGGGAGGUCUAGGUCUCUCCUUGUCCACUUCCUCAUGUUUUCAGAAUGUGCUGGCUGGUUUUAUGUCAGCUUGACACAAGCUCGGGCCACUGGAGAGGAGGGAACCUCAAUUGGAGACAUGUCUCAUGUUGUGGUGACUGCCCCUCCCCCCAUCAAAUCAUUUUUGUUGCUACUUCCUGAAUUUUGUUACUGUUAUGAAUCGUAAUGUAAAUUUCUGAUAAGCAACACCUGAAGGGAUUGUGAUCCACAGGUGGAGAACAGCUGCUGUAUGGGGCAUUUUCUUUCUUUUUUUUUUUUUCUCUUUUCUUUUUUUUUCGGAGCUGGGGACCGAACCCAGGGCCUUGCGCUUGCUAGGCAAGCACUCUACCACUGAGCUAAAUCCCCAACCCCUGGGCAUUUUCUUACUUAGUGAUUGAUGUGGGCCUACCCCACCAUGGAUGGUGCCAUCCCUGGCUGGUGGUCUUGGGUUCCAUUAGAAAGCCGACAGCGGGGGCUGGAGAGAUGGCUCAGUGGUUAAGAGCACUGACUACUCUUUCAAAGGUCCUGAGUUCAAAUCCCAGCAACCACAUGGUGGCUCACAACCAACUGUAAUGGAAUCUGAUGCUCUCUUCUGGGGUGUGUCUGAAGACAGCUACAGUGUACUCAUAAAUAAUAAAUAAAUUAAUUAAAAAAAAAAAGCAAGCAGACAGCGCAAGCAAUGGAGCAAGCCAGUAAGCAGCACCCAUUCACUGCCAUGCAUCAGCUCCUGCUUCCAGGAUCCUGUGAGUUCCUGUCCUGACUUCCUUUAAUGAUGGACAGCAUGAGGAAGUGUAAGCCAAAUAAAUAAACCCUUCCCUCCCCAACUUGCUUUGGUCAUGGUGUUUCAUUACAGCAACAGAAACAGAGAAGGAGAAUUUUAUGUUUUUCCAAAGGACAUAGGCUUUAUAUCUUUAUAAAAUAUUCCAGGAAGGAGGAAAAAAAUAAAUUACCCAAUACUGUUUCUUUUUCUUGAGAAACAUAACAGCUUUGACAGCCCGUCCCAUUCCAAGGACAAGCUAAACAGAAUAAAGCAAGACUUCCCCCACAACUUUCCAAAGCACAGGUCAACUGUUUACACGAGUCUGUAUGAAAACGAAACAAAACAACAACCAGUGAAAAUCCAGCAGCUUGUUAAAGAAAGAGAGACUUGAGAAUGAGUCCUUUUCAAGUGGGGUGUGCUGGUGCACCGCAGACUUGGCAGCUUAAGGCAGGAGGAUUGCAGGUUCCAGGCCAGGCAGGGCUACAGAGUGAGACCCUGUCUCUAAAAACAUAAUAAACCUUUUUCAUAAGAAAAUGAACUAUUCGAGAUAAAUUGGAUUAACAGGUUUGUGUGCAAUUCUAAGACAAUAAAAAGCACCUGGGGAGGGGGAAACACAUGAAAGAUAACCAUAUUCAUUAUCGACAUGAACAUAUAAAUUAAUUAUAAUACAAGUAUCUAUAUGACAUUUAUGACAAAAUUAUGAGAAUGUGAGGAAAUCCCUCUCAUUCAUAAAUGUUAGGAAAGCAAUUUAGAAUAUCUAAUAAAGGUGUAUAUAUUCUAAAAUUAAAAAAUUAUAUACUCAGGUCUAUUUUGUAGUGAGGAUGUGUACAGCAUUGCCAUUACUUGACAGAUAAAGUAAGCAAGUCCUAGUGUCUUUCCGUAGUAAACGAAUUAAUUCAUGCACACCACUUAGAAUAGUGUAUGGGGUAUAAGUUAAGCAUCAUAUAACAUCAUAUAACACCUCAUCACCGUCGAUCAGUCGUAGGAGAGAUUCCACCAAUAUCAUCUAUACCGGGAAGCAAUGUAUUUGAGAUGCUCUAACACACAUGUUAUCUGGACAGGUUCAUUGAAAGGUUAACUAACUGCCAACAUUUGAUCAGUUUGGAGGCUCCUCUCCCUCCUGGCACUAGGGAGGAUCAUGUUUUCAGAAAGACGACGCGAUAUUUCAGUCAGGUAGAGAAAUAUUGGUGGGACCCGGGUUGGUGUUUGCCGGGUGCUACCAUUGGGUUUUGGUGAUUGUCUGUCGGGCUCCAGGUAUUCAGUCCUUUCUGGACCGUAGGUGUAGGGAAUGAGGAACGAAGGAACCAUAGUCACCAGGGAGGCCGGCUGGUGAGGCUCCUCUUAGAAAGCUGCCCGGGGCAGGAGGGCUGCAGCUACCGCGACCACAAACCAUCCCACCUAGCUGCUUAGGGGAUGUUGGAAAGUUAUUUGCCAAAGAGUGGGAGCAGGUGGCUCCCAGAGGCGAGCGCACUCCGGCACCUCGCCGAGGCGCUCGGGGCAGCUGACUGCGGGCAGGACGCACGCCUAGAACUCCAAGUGAGAACCUCAAGCCCCAGGAAUACUUAGCCAAAGCUUGCCCGUGGAUGAUCGCCUCGGUGCAGAGCCUGCAAGCCUUCCCGGGAGGAGGAGCUUUCAAGUCUAGAACGUCAGUGGUCUGGCCACGCUGGCUAAGAGAGGGGCGGGAACCUGCCCUAAAGGUUGAGAACUCGUGACCACCGAAGCUAAAUUCGUCUGGCGUGUGCUCGGUGUUUCAGGAGGAUUCCGGGAGCGAUCAGCGGACAACAGAAGUGAAGCAAAGAACCUUGAAGGGUCUGAGAUCUCCUCCAGCAAAACGCAUCCAAGGGCCUCAAAUCCAGUACUUUACUUGCCCACUACCCUCCGGCAAACUCGGUGCAAAAACCACAGCUUCCUGUUAAGGGUCUCGGGUGCAGCUUCCCGGCGGCCUCUAACACCCGGAGCGCGAGAAUCCAGCGCUCCCGGAGCGGCAGGCGCCGGCCCGCGCGGACUCAGUGCGCACGCGCAGGGGGUGGGCCGCCCGGCCGGCUGGAGCGGUGACGAGCCCGGAAGCGCCGGCGCGCGCCCCCUCCGCACCAGAACUAGUUUUGUUCGGUGUCCUCGGAACGCCAGCCACCCGGAGAGAACCCCGCAAGCUCCCGCCCGCACCCGCCCGCUGGCCGGCACCGCCGCAAUGUCUAGCAACAGUUUCGCCUACAACGAGCAGUCCGGAGGAGGGGAGGCGGCGGAGCUGGGGCAGGAGGCCACCUCGACCAUCUCUUCCUCGGGCGCCUUCGGCCUCUUCAGCAGCGAUUGGAAGAAGAAUGAAGACCUGAAGCAGAUGCUGGAGAGCAACAAAGAUUCUGCCAAACUGGAUGCUAUGAAGCGGAUUGUUGGGAUGAUUGCAAAGGGGAAAAAUGCCUCAGAACUCUUCCCUGCUGUUGUGAAGAAUGUGGCCAGUAAAAACAUCGAGAUCAAGAAGCUGGUGUAUGUUUACCUCGUCCGAUACGCUGAGGAACAGCAGGACUUGGCUCUCCUGUCCAUAAGCACUUUCCAGCGUGCUUUGAAGGACCCAAAUCAACUAAUCCGCGCAAGUGCCUUGAGAGUUUUGUCAAGUAUUAGAGUGCCGAUUAUCGUGCCUGUCAUGAUGCUGGCUAUCAAGGAGGCAUCAGCUGACCUGUCGCCCUAUGUUAGGAAGAAUGCAGCCCAUGCUAUCCAGAAGCUGUACAGUCUUGACCCUGAGCAGAAGGAGAUGCUGAUUGAGGUCAUCGAGAAACUCCUGAAGGAUAAGAGCACGCUGGUGGCUGGCAGUGUGGUGAUGGCUUUUGAAGAGGUGUGCCCAGAUCGAAUCGAUCUGAUCCACAGGAAUUACCGCAAGCUUUGUAACCUACUGGUUGAUGUUGAAGAGUGGGGGCAGGUGGUCAUAAUCCAUAUGCUAACACGAUACGCUCGGACCCAGUUCGUUAGUCCUUGGAGAGAGGAUGAUGGUGUAGAAGACAAUGAAAAGAAUUUCUAUGAUUCUGACGAUGAGGAGAAGAAGAGUGGCAAGAAGAAACCGUACAGCAUGGAUCCGGACCACAGACUCUUAAUCAGAAACACAAAGCCCUUACUUCAGAGCAGGAACGCAGCGGUGGUUAUGGCUGUCGCUCAGCUGUACUGGCACAUCUCACCCAGGUCGGAGGCUGGUGUCAUUUCUAAAUCGCUGGUGCGCCUACUUCGCAGCCAUAGGGAGGUGCAGUAUAUUGUAUUGCAAAAUAUCGCAACUAUGUCAAUUCAGAGAAAGGGUAUGUUUGAACCUUACCUGAAGAGCUUCUAUGUCCGGUCCACUGAUCCAACUAUGAUCAAGACUCUGAAGCUUGAAAUCUUGACAAACUUGGCAAAUGAAGCCAACAUAUCAACUCUUCUUCGAGAAUUUCAGACCUACGUGAGAAGCCAGGACAAACAGUUUGCAGCGGCCACUAUUCAGACCAUAGGCAGAUGUGCAACCAGCAUUGCCGAGGUCACUGACACAUGCCUCAAUGGCCUGGUCUGCCUGCUGUCCAACAGGGAUGAAAUAGUUGUUGCUGAAAGUGUGGUUGUUAUAAAGAAAUUGUUGCAAAUGCAGCCUGCACAGCAUGGUGAGAUUAUUAAGCACAUGGCGAAGCUGUUGGACAGCAUCACUGUCCCUGUGGCUCGAGCAAGCAUUCUUUGGCUGAUUGGAGAAAACUGUGAACGCGUUCCUAAAAUUGCUCCUGAUGUUUUGAGAAAAAUGGCUAAAAGUUUCACUAGUGAAGAUGAUCUGGUGAAACUGCAGAUUUUAAAUCUUGGAGCAAAAUUGUAUUUAACUAAUUCCAAACAGACAAAAUUGCUUACCCAGUACAUAUUAAAUCUCGGCAAGUAUGAUCAGAACUACGACAUCAGAGACCGCACAAGAUUUAUUAGGCAGCUUAUUGUUCCGAACGAGAAGAGUGGAGCUCUAAGUAAAUAUGCCAAAAAAAUCUUUCUAGCACAGAAGCCUGCACCACUGCUGGAGUCUCCCUUUAAAGACAGGGAUCAUUUCCAGCUUGGCACCUUAUCUCAUACUCUCAACGUUAAAGCGUCCGGGUACCUGGAAUUAUCUAAUUGGCCAGAGGUGGCGCCUGACCCAUCGGUUCGCAAUGUAGAAGUAAUAGAGUCAGCAAAAGAGUGGACCCCACUUGGAAAAACAAAGAAAGAAAAACCUGAGAAGAAAUUUUAUUCAGAAUCUGAGGAGGAGGAGGAGGAAGAAGAGGAAGAUGAAGAAGAUGAGGAGGAGGAUCCCUCUGAUAGCAGCAGUGACAGUGAGAGUGGGUCUGGACGUGAGAGUGGAGACUCAGGCAGCAGCAGCGAGGACAGCAGCGAGGACUCCUCCAGUGGACAAGACAGCGAGACCGGAAGCGAGGCAGAAGCAGAACACCAGAGGGUGGCCAAGACGAACUCCAAAACCAAGAGGAAAAGUGCCUCAGAAGACAGGGAGAAGAAAAAUGGAAAAUCUCAGGCCUCGGAGUCGUCCAGUGAGGAGUCCAGUUCCACAGAAGAAAGUUCUUCAGAGUCAGAGUCAGGCUCUGACAGUGAGCCUGCACCCAGAAAAACAGCUAAGGCAAAAGAAAGAAAACCCCAGCAAGAAAGACAUCCUCCCUCCAAAGAUGUUUUCCUUCUCGAUCUGGAUGACUUUAACCCAGUAUCCACCCCAGUUGCCCUUCCUACACCAGCCCUUUCUCCAAGCUUGAUAGCUGAUCUUGAAGGUCUAAACCUGUCAACUUCCUCAUCCAUCAUCAACAAGGACUCAGCCCUGCCACCUGAAGUGACCUUGAGACAGGUCAUCCUUUAUUCCCAGUGCCUGCCAGUUAACCACAGAAGCAUCACAGUCAACUCCUGGGAUCUAUUAAAGCGAGAAGCUAGCUGCUGGGGCAGGGAUCCUUUUAAAACCAACAACCCUUAGGCAAACAUGUCCAGGCUGAGAGCCCUUCACGCCAUUCAGUGUCUGUGGAAGUUGCUGAUGCCACCACUGAAUUCAGCACUGCAGGGGCAAGACUGCUGCCUCCGGAGCAGAGCUUUCUGCGGUCCGGUCAGUUGGUCGUUUGUGCCCCACCCUUCCUUCUCUAGACCUCAUGCUGCAAGGAAGCACAGCGGGAGGUUCAGAGACCUAGCUUCUUACUGAUGAGGGGUGUUUCCACAGAUGGCUUAAAGCAAUGCAGGCUCACUGGCUUUGAAUGCUAGUUUAUGUGUUUUGCCUGGAUGUAUGUGUCGCAUAUGUGCAGUGCCUGCGGGGCCGUCCGAGGGCAGUGGAGGCCAUGGAACUAGAGUUAGCAAUGAUGGCGAGCCACCACAUGGGUGCAAGAGACCGAACCCACGGCUCCUGCGGAAACCUCAGGUACUGGUAACUGCCGAGCCGUCUCUAGCCCCACAGACGUACUGUAUAGUCCUCGGACCUUCAGGGGCCCGAAAUGGGUCUCAUGGACCUAAACUAAAAAAUUAGCACGGCUCUGUUCUUGGAGAUGUAGGAAAGAUGGGGUCCGUAGCCCUUUCUGCUGUUCCACCUGCCAGAGACAGCUCCAAUUUCUUAGACGCCACUAAAGGCCACACACAGCAAUCCGUCCUCUUUGACAUCUGAGGUUCAGGUGCAGCCCUUGCUAUAGGGUCUCCUGUCCGAUCCAUCCACUCCUCUACCAGAUCCUCUCAAGUUUUUUGAAAAUUUCACAGCAAAUUAAUUUUCACCUCUUCCUAGUGCUGUUUUCUUGAUGUGUAAGAAACUAUUAACAUGUAACAGCAUCAGAAUUACAAUAGGCUUCUAGGAAAAAACACAUUACAUAACUAGCUCAUUUUUGCUUUUAAGGCCUCAGAGAAAUAAGUUAUUUAUGUUUUGGAAAAGGGCUAAAACAUGUAAAGAAAUUGUAUUAUUCAGGCUUAGCACAUUGUUAAUUACCUGGGGCAUAAGAAUAUGUAAAAUGAGGGGUUGGGGAUUUAGCUCAGUGGUAGAGCACUUGUCUAGCAAGCACAAGGCCCUGGGUUCAGUCCCCAGCUCCAGAAAAAAAAGAAAAGAAAAAAAAAGAAUAUGCAAAAAGUUACAUGAUACCUACAUUGAAUACUGAAGUCAAAAUGGAUGCCUGAGCUGUGGCAGGCCUGGCCUGCCCCUGGCCUGUGUGUUCUCGGUGGUAGUAGGUGUUUAACUUAGUGAGAUGUGAAAGGUUGGAUGCCAAGUAAGAGAUGGCUCACUGUGAUUGUAGCAAAUCAGAACUGAGUGAAUUCCUUGUGCAAGACUGGAUAAAAAGUGAAGGCGUCCAGUUCUAUGUCUGAAGUGUUCUGUGCUUGGGAGCUGUACUUUGAGUUUUCUUUUUAAACCUUCCUCAGAGUGUUAUUGAUCUAUUAAAUAUGGUUCUUUUUUUUUUUUUUUUUUUUUUCGGAGCUGGGGACUGAACCCAGGGCCUUGUGCUUGCUAGGCAAGCGCUCUACCACUGAGCUAAAUCCCCAACCCCUUAAAUAUGGUUCUUAAAAUGAAAUGAUUCUUCUCAGAGAAGACCCAGAGCAACAAGAAGUAUGAAAUUAUUUCAUAUCUUGCAUUCUUGGCUAAUACUGUUUCGUGUUGUUAUGUGAGAGGGUUCAUCGUGGCUGACCUGUCUCAGAGCCCACUGUCUGUCAGGCUUCAUGCUGCCUUCCCUCAUAACUGAGUCUGGUGCGUAGCCUGAGUGAACACUGCCUCCCAUCAGAGCGCGGCAGCUGGGCACUCAGAGCAGCAGAACAGGAGCUGAGAGUUGGGUUAGCCUUACACGGAUGGAGCACUAACUAGGGAGCAGUGGCAUGGGCUGCAUUCAUACCCUAGGAAUUCUUGGACUGGUUGGGUUGCCACUCUGCUCCUGUUUGUAAGGUAGCUUGUCCAGCAAGCUUUCAGAGGAGACAAUCAAAGAGCUCAGUGAUCAGAGGGUGGGCACCAUCCUGUGUAGACACAGAACUUUGCUCUUGAAGAGUUGGAUUUAUUUCUGGACACCAGCCUUCUUAAAAGCAGUGCAUCACCCCCAUCCACAGACACUGCUAUAUAGCCAGUAAUCUGUUGCUUGUCCAUUUUCAGCUCAUAGUACAAAAUAAAUGAAAGCCAAGGGCAUUACAAUUGGGAGGGGGGGAGGAUGUUAUUUAAAAGGCUCUUAAAUGAUGUCACUAUAUAUUCUUUUAACAGCAUCCUCUAAAAGCCUUUGAAAAAACAGUCCCUACCUCCCUUCAUUGCUAACAAAGAUGGUGCUCGGACUGCUCUUUAAAAGGCUGUUAAAUGGCGAUCCUAUAUAUUUUAACAUCAACAUCAUUUAGAAACCUUUUAGAGACAGUCUCUUCAGCCACUGCUGACUGAGAGGGAAAGGACAUGGGGGUAGGGAUUGCUUUUUUAAAGGCCUUCGGACGGCACUAUCAAUAAAUACAGCAAUAUUGUUAUAAAAGCCUUUUUCCAAUGAUGAUUCAGCUUUUUUGAUGUGUACUUUUAACCUCGUGACCCUUUGUCAUCUGACAGACUGCUGUUUCAACAUGACUGAAAACUCGGUUUACUAAUAAUCCCCAAAUGCCAUUUAUUGAACUUCUUUGCAGAGCUUAAAAAUCAAUUACACAUACGCCAUCUCACUCAGCCCUCAUAACAGCAGGGUGAGCCAGGCAGGAUGUGCAGAAUUAGUCCCCUUGUGUAGAGAAGAAAGGUGGAGAAGCCUAGGGGGUUGUGACGCUUGGCAUCGGUACUAAUACCCGAGCCCUAACUGCUGUCCUGCUCACCUUCACUCACUGUUUGUUCAUUCAUUCAUUUGUUUACUUAUUCAUGACAGGAACUCUCUGUGUAGUUGUGGGUGAUGUGGGAUUUUUAUGUAGAUCAGGCUAGCCUCAAACUCGCUGAGCUCUGUGUCUGCCUCUCUGGAGUGCUGGGUUAAAGGCGUGAGCCACUGCUGCAGCACACUCCUGUAAUGGCGGCACUCUGACUUGGUCUUCUAAAAAUGCCCAAAUAGGAAGGGUUAUUUUCCAAUUAGCAUAAGUGUAAAAUUCCACAACUGAAAUGAUGAAGGUGGACAUGCGCAGGUGCACUAGAUGGUAGCUAACACAGAGACCCACAGCUAGUCAGAGACCUGGGACAUGCAAGUCUUCUCCAUCAAGGCUCUCGGAUCUUCACAGAAGAUGGGGGAGAAAGAUUAUAAAAGCCACACGUGGUCAACGACUUUAAGGAAGCAGGAACACAGAUAGGGAACAUAGGAACUCUGAGGAGUAUGGCGUCAUGCUCAAGACUUGCACAAGCUCAAGGCAGGCAGAACGCCAGAGUGGAGAGUGGGAAGCGGAAACUAACCUGGUUGGGAAGCCGUCGACCUUAACAGCUGCUGGCUGAGGGAAAGCCUGUUUUAUUUAGUGGUGUGACUCCUGUAAGCUUCAUCUUCAGGGAUAGCUGGCCAGCAUAAACUGGCUGUAAUGGGGUUGGGGGGGGAUAGACUGAUGGGAAUAGAGUUGGGUAGAUGGGGUGUGGGAAGAGGCUGGGGAGGGACGAGUGCGAGCAAACGCACUGAGUGAACUUCUCAGGUAACUACGGACAGCAUUAACACAGGAAAAUAAAUUGAUAGAAAUCUGCACAGGGGUCAGGUCCUCAAAUGGCUUCAGACUUGGACUCCAAAGAACCUACGGCCCCCAUACUGUAAACCAAUUCUCUGUCUGUGAGAGACUUUAAAUGUUUUCCCACAAAUCAGUAAGAGUGUGUUCACGAUCAUAUGUAGGUGGUUGUCUCUGUUUCUGUCUUGGGAUCUGAGAACCCAUUUCCCAUCCUUGCUCAGUGUCAGGAAUUUCUCAGUAGCCUGUGGUACCUCAGCCUGGCACACAUAAUGUACAGGAACUCUUUACAUUCUGCCCGGUCACUGAGUAAGACAUCUUGGUGCGAUCUAUUGUUUCAAAUAAAUAUGCCUGUGUACGUGGGCUAAGUGUCUUCCCUAUCCCUUAGGCAUUAUCUAGAUGAGAUCCAUGUUCCUCGGUUCCUUUACUCCUUCAGACAUUACUUCAUAUUAAACAUUUCAGAUGUUGAUUAGCCUAAAUUUAAGACAACCCUGAAAGACAGGAAGAGGUCAUUGCCAGUGUCCUGUCAAGGUCAUUAGAAUUUGAGAAACUUUGUAGUGUCCAAGGGCAGUGUCCUGUCUUCAGAGUCCUUUCUUUUUUUAACUGAAAAUAAUUUGUUUUCAUUCCCCUCCCUCACUCCCUCAUCUCUUAGGCGUUCCCCACCCAUCCAACCCUACAUUUUGUUUCUCUUUCUUUAGAAAACAGACUGAGGGAUGGAGGGAGGGAGGAGGGAGAGAGGGAAGGAGGGAGGAAGGGAAGGAGAGAGAGAGAGAGAACACAGUAUGAGACAAAAACAAUCUACAAAGAUACUACUGAGUUUGUUUGUGUUGGGCAUGGGGCCUACCUUUAUGUGUGGUUGAUAUAACCCAUGAUACUGCAAUAGGGAAAACUAACUUUUCCUUUGCAAGCAGUUGUCAGUUGGAGGUAACUCCUUGGUUAGUGUAGUGACGGGAGCUCGUGUCUACUUCACUCUCUCAGUGCCUGGCUUUGAAGCUGUGCGGGCCCUGUGCCUGCUGCCAUCGUCUCUGAAUUCCUAUGUGCAUCAGUCUGUUGUGUCAGGAAGACACUGUUUUCUUGGUGUCCUCCAUGUCCUCUGGUUCUUACAGUCUCUCCGCCCCCUCUUCUGCAGAGAUCUCUGAGUUCUAGGGGAGGGAUUUGAUGGAGACAUCCCAUUUAGGAAUGAGUGUUCCAAGGUCUCUCAGGCUGUGCACAUUGCCCUGUGUGGGUCCCUGUGUUGGUUCUCAUCUGCUGGAGGAGGGAGUUGAAGCCCUGCUUUUGAGAGAAGCCUUUUGACCUGGACUUAUGAUACAGAUAGUAAUAGAAGGGAUUUUUGUUUUAAAGAAAGGUUGAAACACUAGAGUAACAUUAUAUAGCAUAGACAAGAGAAAAGAUGAAAAUCAGAAGAGAAAUGGGGGUGGGGGACAAACUCUUAGCUUUUCCUAAAAUCAAGAAUGAGACAAGGAUGCCUAUUCUCUCUUCCUUACACCAUGUAAUGCUCGGAGGCUUAGCCACAGAAGUUGGACAAAAGAAUGACGUAAGACUGUAGAACUCUAGGAGGAAACUCUUACAUCUGUAAGCACAGGACACAGACCCAGCAGCACAGCGGUCUUCAUAUUUACCAACAUUGACCACCAGAGAAAGAGUGGGGGAAAGCCCAUUCAUGGUAGUCCCCAAACAUAAGUUCCUAGGAAUAAACUUAACCAAGGAUAUGAAAGAUCUCUAUAAGGAAAAUUUUAAGAUGCAGAAGGGUGGGGGACAGUAAAGCCAUGCCAGGAAGCUUGGUGGGUAGAGCGGGUUGAGACCUGGAGACUUGGUGGGUACACACCUGAAACUUGGGAGACUCUCCGCUCCCUGCCAGACUCCUGGCCUAGAACACAUGCCACACUUCCCACAUAAGGAAAUGUGACCUGUAAUCACAUUGGCCCAGAACAGAAUUCUCUGUGCUAAUGAGGUACCCAGAGGCCCUGAAGGCUUGGUCAAUAAGCUUCCCUUCCCAGACAUUCCUCCCUGCAAAAGGAAUUUAAUCCAGGGUCAGACCCUGAGAAGGCCAUAUACACCUGUCUCCCGCCGCCAUGAACAACCAGUAAACAGUUUAGAACCAUGGACUGUCUCUUUCUUCAAGAUCCACUGUGGAGAGCCGUGAAGAAAGCAUUUGCCAACAGAGCAGCAGCUCUUCUCCCAUAGAAGGGCCCUCUGAGCUCCCCCUUACAACCUUCACCAAGCUAAGGACAAUCCCUCCCCCCCCCCCCCCCGCCCAGGGCCAAGACAGAGCUCCACCCCCAGACUGGACCAGACACUGUUCUGGCCUGCAAGUCCCCUGAUUCCAUUCUCAGCUCUUCAGAGACUCCUAGGGAUGUCUGGAUGUCCAAGAGUCAGAACUCCACAGCCGCGUUCCCCACGCGCCCCGCCCUCCAGAGUGUGCCUUCCCACCCUUGGAGCGGUGUCUCUGUGCCUCAGUGUCUCAGUGCUUUCCCAAAACCCAGCCCCUGCCCGGUGCUGUACCCUGAGGUGGGUGGAACUUGGACGCACAGAAAGGAAUUCAAAGAGGAUGCUAGAGAGUGAAGAGAGCGUCCAUGCUCCUAUAUUGGCUGAAUUAAUUUUUUGGAGAUUGCUCUGCUACCAGAAUUAAUCUACAUAUUUAAUGCAGUGCCGAGGAAAAUUCCAGUGAUACUCUAUAGAUUUAGAAAAAAAUCCAAUAAUUCCAGUGGAAUCACAAAAGACCACGCAUGAGUAGCCAAAGCAAUGCUAAGCGGUAACAACGUAGCUGGAGGAAUCUAAAGUCAUGUGACACCAGAAUUAAAGCCAGAAGAUAAAAGGACUUAAAUAGACCCAUUGCAGGUUGAAACUAUUAACAAGCUUCCCAACGGGGAAAAAGAAAAAGUAAGUAAGUCUAGGUCCAGAGUAACUGCUGAGUCCUGAUCAAACUUUCAAGUCUUCUUAUUCCAUAAAAUAGAAGGUGAAGAAGCACCAGAAAAUGUCAUUUAACAAAGCCACUGUUACCCUGAUACCAAAACUAGGUAAAGAAAGAGCAGUAAAUCUAUCCACCAAUUUCUCUGAAGAACGUGGAUGCGGAAUUUCUUGACAAAAUAUUUGCAGACCCAGUUGAGGAAUACAUUAACAAGAGCAGACAGCAUGACUAGCGAGUCUUCAUCCUGGAGAUGCAGGGUGGUUCACAGUGCAGAAAUCCAGAAAUGCAGUACACCAUAGAAACAAACCCCAGGCCAGGAAUGCACAAUCAUCUCAGCCGAUGCCUUUUGCCUCAGCUAGUGGUUACCUUAGCCUUGUAGACUAUAGCCAAUCCGUGAUGCCAGUGUGGUACAGAAACAGCCUGAGAGAGGGGAAAAAGGGGGAGUGUUCUAAUAAAUGGUUUACAUGCUAAAGUAGAAUUUUACAAAUUUUAGUGUCAUAAAAUGUCAUUAUGAUUUCACAACCAUUUAAAAAUACUAGAACUAUUCUUAGUGUUAAGACACACACAAAUAAGGCUUGCUUGCUGGUGCCUGUUUACAUGCAUGCACUAAUAAUCAUCAAGUGUACAUACUGUGUUCAGACCUGCCUGCAAACGUAUGUCUGUGUACCACAUACAUGCCUGGUGCUCACAGUGGUCAGAAGAAAGCUUUGGAUCCCCUAGAACUGUAGUUACAAAUGGUGCAAGAUACCAUGUGGUAUCUUUUUUUCAUAAUCUGUGCUCAUUACUCAAAAUAUUGGAAAUUGUCACAAUUACUUUCUAUAUCAGUCAGGUUUAUAAGCGUAGGAAGUUGUUCUUAAGAUAACAAACCUUAGUUUGAAGUGAUGCUGUCUGGAAGGUUUCAGUGUGUCUCUUUGACUCUGUGUCCAGGUAGGCAAACUCCGCCCAGACUGGAGACACAGCCAGCCCACUGUCUAUAUUUAUUGGUAAAUAAAGCAACAUGGAGGUUCUCUGCUGUAUAAUUCUUACCAAUCGAAGCGAAUUGGUUUAAAAAGCGCUAAUGUUAAAGCUGCGGCUCACCUCUACUGACAGGCAGUUCCUUACCGCAUUGCUCUGUCAGGCUGAUCUAAACAGGCACUGCAGUAAGCUGAGCGAGAGAAGACCGACGGGGACCACAGUUUAUGUAUUACCUCUCUUCGUGUUUUUGAAAUUUGAAAACAGAACAGAUUGAUAAUACUUAAAGAUGAUUGUGUAACUAAAUACAGAUUAAAGCAUAAAAGGCUGGAAAACACCGUUUUCAUAAAGCUUUAUGUGGAAAUGUCAUCUCUGAAAUAGUAACGCCACAGCUGGAGCAGCCUUCCUCCAGUCGCUCACCGGAUACUCCGUGUUUUAUUUUCAAGUCUCAUUUCAGAUUUUAUAAUUCAAUCAUUUUGAACAGCUAUGUUCAAAAGAAGUUUUACAACUUUAAUCUUAAUAAUCUCAAGAAAAAGCAGACAUGCUAUGUCAUAAAAUAACUAUUAGUAACUAGUUUGUACCCUAUAAAUCUAAGCUGAGUUGAUAAUAUGGUCCAUUACCUGCUAACUGCACAGAGUAUUUUUUCAUUUUACACUCUUCAGUUACUUUUUAGUGAAGUGUUAAAAAAUAUGAAGCUUUUCUCGUCUCUAGACCCGCACGCUGUCUGUCUGUUAUUAGGGGAUAACAGCUCUUAUAAAUGUUUCAGUAAGCGCUAAGUAGACAGUUAUGUGCUCUCACUCCACGCUUAUUUGCUUACUGUAAUAAACUGAUAAAAUAUGUGUGCUUUGUCUCUGUGCGUCUACAGGCGUCAUGAGCCACAUAGAUUUCCUUUAGAAAUAAUGUUGUGGCUGCCGAAUUGAUUGCUUAUUCUCACAAACCAUCUAAAGGCACACGAACGACUUUCAUUAUUUACACUUUUAUUAUUUUAUGCUGGGGGAGAUUUGUGGGCAUCGUCUCACGGGACUGGAUGCUUUUGUUCUCCUCCGUCUGCGGAAGCUUUGCACUGUCAUGUCACUGCAGCCGGUGAGCUAGUUAUGUCCUCGGGAAUCCCAGUGAGGGUGGCCAUGUCAUCUGCUUAGAAUACAGCGAACAUUGACCUUUUAGAACAUUCGUCAUUACAAAAUCAAGACCAGCAUUUUCAGGGCUGGAGAGAUGGCUUAGCGGUUAAGAGCACUAGGUGCUUCUCCAAAGGGCCCCAGUUCAGGGCACAAUGCCCACCCCCAACAUGGUGGCUCCCAACCGUCAGCAACUCCAGUUCCAGGGCUCUUAAACAGGUAUGUCGGCAAAAUACCAGUGCACAUAAAAUAAAAAUAAAUACAUCAUUAAAAAAACUAGUGUUUGCCAGCACUGUUUUUUAAUCCUGUCUUGGGUAGUACAGGUUUAUUAAAAUCAUUUCUUACCUGAAUCUAUAUGUUUCUAAUGUUUUUUUCAUAGAACUUCUCGUCAAUAAAUUGUUCUUUGUGUACACGUUUAGAAGUAGUUUUUUUCUUUUGUUCAUAAUGUUAUUUUAUAUAUAUAUGCAUAUAUAAUAGAAAUAUAUUUAACGGAAAUCUUAAAUCAUUUCCCAAAACUAACAAAUGUUGAUACUGACCCCACUGCUCCCCCCCACUGCUCCCCCCACUGCUCCCGUAGGCUGUGAUAUUUUUAAGAAAUUUCUGUAUUUGAAGACUUAACAUCAAAUUGUGUAUAGUUAUAACCAAUGCUAGACGCAGAUUACUAGAAACGCUGUAAUAUUUUAAAUGGUUAAAUUAUGCUUUGAGUUAUGAAAAUGGGUAAAAUUAUGUUUUAAAAUAAAGAACGAGGGGUUGGGGAUUUAGCUCAGUGGUAGAUCGCUUGCCUAGCAAGUGCAAGGCCCUGGGUUUGGUCCCCAGCUCCGAAAAAAAGAAAAAAAGAAAAAAAAAAAAAAGAAAAAAUAAAGAACGAGUGGGAAACCAGCUAAUAAACGUAAUAAUUAAAUAUUUUGCUAUGACGUGUUGGGCAUGUGGUACACACCUUUAGUACCAGUACUCUAUAAGCAGAAGCAGGCAGAUGGAUCUCUGUGCCAGCCUGGUCUACAAAGCAAGUUCCAGGCCAUCCAUGGCUACAUAGAGACCUGGGUUAAAAUGAAGGAAGUGAGGGGGGUGGGGAGAGGGAGCACAGAAUUAAGGGACAGUGGGAAAGGACAAGGGAAAUAGGGAGGAGACAAAUCCUGCUAAGCCUCUUUAGGAAGGUGACUUUAAAGCAGAGGCACCUGAGAGCCAGCCCAGGUGAUCUGUGAGGACAUGACCUUCCAGGUAAAGGGGUGACAAAUGCCAUGGGCACAUGGCGGAAGUAUGGCUGUUGGGGUGAAGGAGUGAGCAGUGGGGUCAGGAGUUAGAGGGGUGAAGUCAUCAGGAACACACAGCUUUGGUCUUUUUCUGGGCCUCUGUAAGGAGUUUAGCUUUUACUCUUCAAGGAACUGGAGGGUUGGAGCAGGGGAGAGACAUGGUGCUACCUCACCCUAGUGGAGUGGUUCUGCCUGCUGUGUUUCAGCAGACUGAACCCAGGUACCUGCUUGGUGGGACUUAGGAUCAGAAACCCAAGACUAGUUAACCAGCUGAGGGAUGGUAGGCUCAGAAGGCCGUGGUACUGUGGAAGCAGAGGGCACUGCCACAGCCGUGCUCCAUUCACUCAAGUGGCUAUGUUCUCUCCUGUCCCCAGGAUGUCAGGCCUGCCUGUGCUGAGCCUGUGCUGCUACCUCUGUUGUGGCAUUUAUCACACUGAUUAGUUUACUCAGUUCUCUGAACACUUUGUGUUAGAGUACUUAGUAUCCUGGUUAGCAAAGUGUGUUAGUGAAUGUGAGACAGAGAAAGUGAAUGAUUAGUCAUUACUGCUUUGUGCUUGAAGUAAUGCUGUCCUUAGAAAGCCCUAAGGUCACUCAUCCAUGCAUGGAACUCAAAGGAAAAUGGCUGCUAAAACUAUAUUCCCAAGAACCCCGCUCUUAAAGAUGUCCACCCCUUCCCAGAGUGCCAAGCCGACUGACGAUGCUGACUGCGGCAGCGUGCGGCACUGCUCCUCUCCAGCCUCCUAGUCACCCUCCCUUCUGUGUUACAGUCUCAGCUUUUGCUCCCAUACUGUGUGCAGCUCAGCCUUUAUGAGCUUCCACACGAGCGAAACUGCCUUGUCACCGUCUCCUGAGUGACUAUGAUGAGCACAUGUCAGACAGCGUAGGUCAGAAGUGACACGCUCAGUCUCUGAGAGAAUCAACAGGUAAUGCUAGAAAAUACCACUUGUCAGCUGCAGGCUCGUGCUCAGGUUGGUUGCUGUAACUCUGGUGCCCCUUGUGCACCUAAGCCCGUCCUGUUAAGGUCACCCUUCUGUCGUGGAGUGUGUUCACACUGAGCAUGGGCGUUCGGGUCUGUGCUAAACAGUACCUGAGAGCUCAGAGCAGGGUUUAACGUCCUUCAAAUAAAAUAGUCUUUAAAAACCAGUAAAAUAGUCUUUAAAAACAGUUAGUGUUGAGAUCCGAUCUUGCUGGGUACCACAGGAAGAGCCCAGACUUGUGACUUCAUUAUCUGAGCUUCCAGAGUUGUGUCUGCCACUGCCCUGUGGAAAAGGAAGCACGUAGACUUGAACACUGUGCUCACCAGUUUUUGAGGUCCUGUGUUUGAUCCUUAGCCCUGCAGGAAACCAAAGUAAAACUAAGACAGACCACUCGCUGCUGUCAUCAGAAAGGUCACAUGGAGCACCAGCUUAAUGAGAAGAAAAUGCUGAACAAAAUUUGGGACUUAAGUAGCUGGGUUUUUUUUUUUUAAAUAUAUGUUGCAAAUUGGUUGGCAGAUUUUUACAAAGGUUACUUUAAAUUCUGAUCCUCGUUUACCUUUUAUAGAAUACUGUUUUAUGGUAAAUAGUAGGCAGUUUAUCAUUUCAUAUUUAUGAUGUUUUGUUGAAUUUAAAAUUAUUAAAAGUUAUUUAUUGUUAAUUAUUUGUAGCAGGCCUGAUGUGCUACAAUACUUACAUUUUGAAAGGAAAGAUGCCUAUCCCAUGGUUUUAUAAUAGACAGCUUUUCUCUUUUUCUCUCCCUCUUUCUUUAAUUUGCUGUGUGUGAUUCCAGUUAGUACAGUUAAGGAAAGAACUUUUCUAAAAUCCAGCAUUCAAUGGAAGUAUAAGGAGAUGUUUCCUAAUAAAGCCCUGAAGGAAUUUUAGUGAUGACCAUCUGCUCCCAAAGUAGGUGUAUUAGCUGGUACUGUGACAAACUGCCGGACAGAAAGACUUUCAAGAAGACAGAUCUCUUUGGCUCUUGUAGUGAGAGCAUAAGUCUGUCGUGGUGGAAACCAUGGCAGCAAGGUUGGGUAGGAUCUGCUUCUGGGUCUAUGGUCAGGCAGUAGACAGAAAUGCUUGCCUGGGCUCCUCCAGUCAGAUAGGUGUCCUUCCUCAGUUGGCCCAGGUGUCUCCCAGGUGGCUAAUCCCCUCCAGUUGACGGUGAACAGUUGUCAUCAUGGUAGGGAAGGUUGUUUUAAUCAGUAAACCAAAGGAGGAAGCCAGCUUAAGCUAGAGUUCACAGUGCUUCCACUCAAGGGAAAAGUGCUCAUGGCUGACCACAGACGGUGAAUGCCAAAAUCCCAGGACUUGGGGUUGGGGCAGAAGGCUUACAGGUUCUGGGCAAACCUGUGCUACCCAGUGAGAAGCUGUGAGGGUGAGUGUUCAGGAUUGAAGGGGAAGGCACGUGAUGUCUGUUACUGGUAGGGAUGUCAUGUACUGACACAGCCAAGAAAAGUAACUGGAAAAUUCCAAAUGGAGUUAUAAAGUCACCAAGAGGGUCACAGAUGGACGGUUUAGGUUAAAGAGUAAAAACAAAACUCAUAUACUCCUUGUAAGAGGAAAGUGCUUACAUAUUCAGGGCAUGAGGCCGACCGCCAUGGCAUGGAGCUCUCAACAGCAAGACCAGACGAUCCCAGAUCUGAGCUAACCUGCACUGUGUACUGAGACCCUGUCUCCUUGCUCCCAAAAACGUUACGUAUUAUAUGACUGGUUAUUCUUGUUUUCUGUUACUAAAAUAUUUUAAUGUACACCUGCAGAAAUAGAGUGAAGUGAUGAGGAGGCAUGGUUUGACUUUCCUGAGACAAGGCUUCUCUGUGUAGCCCUGGCUGUCCUGGAACUCACUCUGUAGACCAGGCGGGCCUCUGCCUCCCAAGUACUAGGAUUAAAGGUGUGUGUCACCACUGCCCAGCAA
Messenger RNA from Rattus norvegicus (Norway rat), 19258 nucleotides. NCBI's taxonomy places the organism in Eukaryota, Metazoa, Chordata, Mammalia, Rodentia, Muridae. The record is from RefSeq and is a predicted model, not a curated record.